Messenger RNA from Podarcis muralis (Common wall lizard), 3471 nucleotides. RefSeq lists its product as uncharacterized. Gene Ontology annotation, molecular function: RNA polymerase II cis-regulatory region sequence-specific DNA binding; DNA-binding transcription factor activity, RNA polymerase II-specific. The record is from RefSeq and is a predicted model, not a curated record. Gene Ontology annotation, biological process: regulation of transcription by RNA polymerase II. Lineage: Eukaryota; Metazoa; Chordata; Lepidosauria; Squamata; Lacertidae.
AUCCCGGCGUUCAGAAGGGGGCGAUCGUGUGAAUCCUCCGGGUUUUGCCUCUUGCCACUCCGCCAUUAAACCACCGAGCAAGAGGAGGAGGCUGCAGCCUUAAAGCGAGAGAUCGGGGCCGUUGCAGGGACCGCCUGCAGCCUCCGACGCCCCGCUUCCAGCCGGGGACGGCGCCAGGGAAUUGUAGUUCGCGGGCGCCGAAACGGAGCUGAGCGAGCGGGGAGCAGCGCCGGGAUCGCCAUCGAUCGCGGAAGACUAUCGCCUAACCACUGAGCAUCACUGCCAGGGAAUGGUCAAGGGCAGGUGGUGUAUAUGAUGGUUGAACCCCAUCGACCACAAUCCAAUCCUUUAAAGGACUAGAAGAUCAACCAAGAAAUUAGCUGUUCCUUCUUUCGUGUUCCUGGCCAGACUUUCAGGGAUUGAGAGCAAAGAUAGUUUCCUGUCAAUCAACCGGCUUCUAGAUUGCCCCAGUGAACUUUGGAAGCGAUGAAGAAGCAAAAAUCUACAGGUCCGGAACUGGAACUCAUACCAGACCCAGCAGGAAAAGCAAGCAGGGUACUCCUGCCUGGAAUUACGAUCGAGCGACCAGGAUAUGGAGCGUCUGAAGACGGCAAAGGGGGACCCGGCAAGGGGAGGCAAGAGCGAUGGGAAGCCCAGUGGCAGCAGUUCCUGAAGACCCUGCAGCCCCUUCACCCAGAAGGGGGAAGCCCCCCAGAGACGCCCGAGUUUGCCCCCUGGGAAGACGCCCAGGCCUUCCUGGCCUCCUUUGAGCAAGUGGCCAAAGCCUGCCGCUGGCCCAGAGGAGAGUGGGCAGCCCGGCUCCUCCCUGCGCUGAGCGGGGAAGCAGACGAGGCCUUCCAGAGCCUGGAAGCCAGAGACAGAGAGGAUUAUGGGAAGGUGAAGGCGGCCAUCUUGCGAGGUGUUGCCCUGAGGACGGAGGCCGAGCGCCAACACUUCCGGCAGUUCUGCUGCCAGCAGGUGGAGGACCCCCGGAGGAUCCACCUGCAGCUGCAGGAUCUCUGCCACCGGUGGCUGAAGCCGGAGAGACGCAGCAAAGAGCAGAUCCUGGAGCUGCUGGUCCUGGAGCAGUUCCUGGCCAGCCUUCCACCAGAGCUGCAGAGCUGGAUCCGAGCAGGAGGACCGGAGUCGUGUUUGCAGGCAGUGGCCCUGGUGGAGGAGUUCCUGAUGGCCGGCCAGCAGGUGGGCAAAACAGACAAAUGGCAGGGGCCACUGGGUUCUCUGGAUGCAGUUGAGGAGCCCUCAGAUGCCGCCAAGGAGCAGGUCUGCUACGAAGGGAAGCAGAAAAGCGAUGGGGAGAUCAGGUUGCUGGGCAGCGGAAUCAAGUGCUCAGGUCACUCUAGUUCCUUGUCUCCUGCGGAAGGACAGAGGAUGGCCGACUCAGGUCUGAAUGAGGGGCUGGUGAGCCUCAAGGAGGCAGGUGUCUCCUUGCACCUAGUGGAGCCGACUCUGAUCCAGCCAGGCCAGCAGACGAUGUUCUGGCAAGUCUUGCAGGAGGAAGAUGGGAGCACCGAAUCCUUGGAGGGAUUUUUGGCGCCCAAACCUGAUUUCCCCUCCCACCCCAAAAAGGAGAAUGAGAUGUUCCACCAGUUCUCGGUGCAAUGUGAACGACCCUCGGACCAAGCUAUGGGUGAUGGGAAGCGAAGUGAGCUCAAGGUGGAGGAUUCGCAGUAUGGAGGAAAUGAGCCCGAGCCACAACCAGAUAUGGGCCAAGGGAAUGGACCAAUGGCAGCCGAGCUGUGUGAGAAAAGAUGUGACAGCAAGAGAAACUGGAUCAAGAUGGGGUGUUCUCACUAUGGAGGAAAUGAACUGGAGGAAUCACCUAGGUCUCUUCCACAGAUAGACCCAAGAAAUGUGUCAGUGGCAGCCAAGAUCCACGAGGAAACAUCUGAGUUCAACAGUGGACUGGAGAAGAAGCCACUGACAGCUCAGAAUGAAUCCUGUAGCCUCUCAGAAGGUCUUGAGGAGUCUUGGAGUGAAAAACACACAGUGUGCACCAGGGAAGAAAGGCCUUUGCUCUCCAAGUGUGAUAAAAGCUCCCGGCACAAACCAGGACUUGUUAUGAAACAAGCUGGGGAAGAUUCAUCUGACUGUCUUGUGCCGGUGGGAAUCGUCCGGCAGCAUCUAGGCGACCAGAGAAGGCAACGUACCAGCGAAAUAUUUUACAAGUGUCCCAGAUGCGGGGAAAUCUUCCAUGAGAGAAAUAAGUUCCUUAAACAUCAGCAGUGCCGCACAGCGAGGAAACCUUGUGUUUGUCAGGAGUGUGGGAGAAAAUUCUUUUGGCGAUCGGAUUUGACAAGGCACCGAAAGACUCAUACAGGAGAGAAACCUCACAGUUGCCUCGUUUGUGGGAAAAGCUUUGUACGGAAGGAACAUCUGAGGAGACAUUUGAGAAUCCACAUGGGAGGGAAUCAUCACAAAUGACUUCAGUGUGGGAGAAUAGUUUCCCGGAAAUCUGAGCUGAUCAGACAUUGGAGAACUCACAAACAGAGAAGCGUAGCAAGUCCCAAGAGGGGGAGAACUUUGGGUCCAGACGCUCAGAGCUCCUCCAUCAAAGAAUCCAUAGACUCUCUUUCACGGGAGGUUUUUAAGCAGAGGUUGGAUGGAUGCUUUAGUUGAAGUUCCCGCAUUGCCCCUAGAGGAUCCUCGGAGACCCUUCCAACUUUAUGAUUCUAUCGUUUUGUGACACGAACAAGAAUUGAUGAUCUGAGAGAGCAUAGGCAGACUUUUUGUGAGAAACAGAAAAAAUAAACCUUUGGCCUUAACAUAGGUUUUCUCCAUGGGGUCAGAGGGAAUUCGAGAUAUGGGACUGAGUUGUACAGAGUGAGGCCAUUGGUUGUCUGGUCCACUACUGUGUACCAGACUGCCAGCAGUUAACCCCAAGUUUCGGUUGGAGAGCUAAAGGAGAUCCCAGACUCUGUGACUCGUGGGCUGCCAAGAAUCUGCUAGCUUCAUUCAGGUGGUCUGCAGCAUGUCUGCAGUCAGUGUUCAUAUUUUCGGCUGUAUUUUUAUUCAGACUUUUAUUUCUUAUGUUGUAUCUUCCAAUGUUCCCGUUUGAAUUAUGUGGAAUGUGAAUUAACUUGUGCGAUGAAAUAAAAUGUAUAAGUAAUAAAAGGAGCAAUAGAAGCACAACUAAAAACCGUACACUGCAGACAUGCUCAACAACUUCAAUCCUAAAAAAAGCUCAGCAACUUUGGUUGGCCCUCACGCAUGUUCACUUCCUCAAAUCUGGCUCUCUUUGAAAAAAGUUUGGGCACCCCUGCCCUACAGCAUCUAACACCACACAUUCCAAUUGCUAUGAGAGGCAGAAACAACAUUAAGCCAAGUCCAUCUGCAAUUUUCAAGUCCAUGAGGAACGGAUGUUUGGGAACGACUAUGUUAGAACCUCCAUGUAGGGCAGUGACAGGGCUGAAAUCCCCUGAUCAGAAACUGUGUCUCUUUGAGGAUAUAUCU